Chenopodium quinoa (quinoa) is the source of this 2043-nucleotide messenger RNA. RefSeq lists its product as uncharacterized. NCBI's taxonomy places the organism in Eukaryota, Viridiplantae, Streptophyta, Magnoliopsida, Caryophyllales, Amaranthaceae. The coding region runs from base 704 to 1315 and encodes 203 amino acids. The transcript is spliced from 2 exons. The record is from RefSeq and is a predicted model, not a curated record.
UGACCCUCUAGUCAUGACUAAGUGGAUGGCAUAACCCUUGGGGCAUAGGGCCUAUUUACUAAUGUUGCAUAUAGGAUGGAAAUGUAGUAAUAAAGUUGAAGUUGUGGUGGGGACAAGCUGCCAGGUGGUAAGGAAAAAUAAAGGGCAUUAGAAAGAUACAGGGGAAACCAAAAUGAAUACGGGAAAAUAAAAUUUUUCUGAUAGAGAAUUCCACUUACCUCUUUCAACCCAAAAAAAAAAAAAAUAGAUUUUAUAGUAACUUACUCUUCUCUUUACUCUUCAAUGGCGAAUGGAAAAAAAAUUCUGAGGGCAUUGAAAUACCUUCCAUACUAGUAGUUGAAUAUACACCAUAAAAUUUCGUAAUUGUGACAUUGGUAAUACUACAUUAACUACAUUGAGGAUGAAAAUGAGGUUAGAUGACAUUCUAGGCAUCGAGUUAGCUGAAGCACUAGGUGACGACGGAGAAGAAGGGCAUGGUUGCGCUAAGGAGUUGCGAUUCGAUUGUGAGAAUGCUGGUUUUAAUGAUGUUAAUGGGAAUGACGGUGAGAAUGAUAUAUAUGUAUAUGAGGAGGAAACUGGUAUAGGAGAGGAUGUGAAUGGAAAUGUAGAAGGGGAAGAAGAGGAGGGAUCAGAAGAGGAGGGUCAGAAGGCGAUGCAGAAGAAUACGGAUUAGAAUUUGAGGGAUUAGAAAUUGGACCAAAAGAUGAUGUUGUUAGGGAUGAAGUUGGGGGGGGGGGGUUCCUUUAUGAAGACCCCAAAGAAGAGGGUUAUGGUUAGCACUGUUUUUGGCGAGGAAGAGGAAGUACCACCCCCUGCUGUGGGCAUGGUUUUUGGUAGUUGGGAUGAGCUUGAUAGUUAUUUUUGGAGGUUUGAUAGGCAGAAAGAAUUUGGUAUUGUUCGGGCAGCGUCUGGAUGGAUAAAGAUGAAGAAAGAUAUGGGAGAUGGGAAGUGUUGUAAAGAGAAGAGGAAUGCGAAGUGGACUUGUGAGUGCUAUGGAAGACCAUCUAGGAACCGUAAAGUAGAUGCUCUCAGGGAAGGUUUGGAGCAAGAUGGGGACACACUUGUGAAAAGGAAAACCAAAAAGUGCAAAUGUCUUGUAGAGUUGUAUGCUAGUGUUAACGAAGAAGGGAAUUGGGUGGUUCGGAAGCUGAAGUUGGAACAUGAUGGUCACAUUGUCACACCAAGAAAGUUCAAGGAUGUGUCGAUGUAUCGCAAGCAUGAGUUGAUGGUUAAAUAUAAACACUUGGUUAAUCAGACAUGUGUUGCAAGGAAGUCUAGGGUGAAGGUAUCCCAAAUUUAUAGUUAUUUUGCUUGACAAUGUAACGGAAUUCAGGAGCUUGCAUUUACCAAGAAAGGUUUGGAGAAUGCAGUUUCUCAGCAUAAGAAGUUGGAGUUCACAGAGGGUACGGUGAUGCAAAUGGUAUGAUUGAAUACUUUAACAAAAUGAGUGCAGAUAAUCAGAACUUUUUCCACCUUUGUAGGUUUGGGAAGGAUGGUGCAUCACAGGAUAUUUUGUGAGUAGAUGCUAGGAGUAGAGUUGCCUAUGAGGAGUUCGGAGAUGUUGUUUAUUUCGACAAUACGUACCUAACAAACAAAUUUCACCUCCCCUUUGUUGUAUUUAUUGGGAUCAACCAUCAUGGCCAGAGUAUAUUGCUUGGAUGUGCAUUGAUCUCUCGGGAGACUGUUGAGACUUACGAGUGGGUGAUGAGGACAUGGCUGCAUUGUAUUGGGGGGGGGGUAAAGCUCUUAUAUCGAUUAUUACCGAUCAAGAUCCUGUGAUUAGGAAAGCUGUGUAUGUGACUAUGCGUGAAACAUGCCACACAUGUGGUGUAUUCGGCACAUUCUUCAGAAGUUCGACAAGUACCUUGGUAAGCUCGAGUUGUAAGAUGCUAUAAAAAAUGAAUUGGAAUAUAUCAUAUAUGGUUCCUUAGAUGUAGAGGAAUUUGAUGCUCGGUGUUUAGAAACUAUAAAGUUUUAUAAUCUGCAAGACAAUACUUGGCUUACAGGUUUGGUUACAGCACCUUCUAAUGUACUGAAAUCCAA